Parathielavia appendiculata is the source of this 993-nucleotide messenger RNA. RefSeq names its product malate dehydrogenase mitochondrial precursor. NCBI's taxonomy places the organism in Eukaryota, Fungi, Ascomycota, Sordariomycetes, Sordariales, Chaetomiaceae. Gene Ontology annotation, molecular function: L-malate dehydrogenase (NAD+) activity. Bases 1 to 993 code for a protein of 330 amino acids. The transcript is spliced from 7 exons. Gene Ontology annotation, cellular component: cytoplasm; cytosol. The record is from RefSeq and is a predicted model, not a curated record. Gene Ontology annotation, biological process: malate metabolic process; tricarboxylic acid cycle.
AUGGUCAAAGCCGUCGUUGCUGGUGCCUCUGGCGGUAUCGGACAGCCGCUGUCGCUGCUCCUGAAGCUCUCGCCGCUCAUUAACGAGCUCGCUCUCUACGAUGUCGUCAACACACCCGGGGUUGCGGCCGAUCUGUCGCACAUCUCCUCCACCGCCAAAACUACUGGCUACCUCCCUCCCAACGACGGCGCCAAGACUGCCUUCAAGGAUGCCGACAUCAUCAUCAUUCCCGCCGGCAUUCCCCGCAAGCCCGGCAUGACCCGUGACGACCUGUUCAACAUCAACGCCGGCAUCGUCAAGGGUCUGAUUGAGGUGGCCGCCGAGGUCGCCCCCAAGGCCUUCAUCCUGGUCAUCUCCAACCCGGUCAACUCGACCGUGCCCAUUUCGGCUGAGGUGCUCAAGGCCAAGGGCGUCUUCAACCCCCAGCGCCUCUUCGGCGUUACCACACUCGACAUUGUCCGCGCCGAAACAUUUGUCGCCGAGAUCGCCGGCAAGAGCAACCCCCAGGAGCUGACGGUCCCCGUCAUUGGUGGCCACUCGGGCGAGACCAUCGUCCCGCUGUUCAGCAAGGUGUCGCCGUCCGUCACGAUCCCGGACGACAAGUAUGAUGCGCUCGUCAACCGCGUUCAGUUCGGUGGCGAUGAGGUCGUCAAGGCUAAGGACGGUCUCGGCUCUGCCACCCUUUCCAUGGCGUAUGCCGGCUAUCGGUUCGCCGAGAAGCUCCUCAAGGCGGCCGCCGGCGUCAAGGGCCUCGUUGAACCCAGCUAUGUCUACCUCCCCGGCGUCCCUGGCGGCAAGGAGAUCGCAGAGAAGACGGGCGUCGACUUCUUCUCGGUUCCCGUCGAGCUUGGCCCCAACGGCGCCGAGAAGGCCGUCGACAUCCUCGGCGACAUCACCGACAAGGAGAAGACGCUGCUCGAGGCUGCGGUCAAGGGCUUGAAGGGCAAUAUCCAAAAGGGCGUCGACUUCGCCCACAACCCUCCCCAAAAGUGA